This is a messenger RNA of Euleptes europaea (tarantolino), 1032 nucleotides long. It is a transcript of the gene NHLRC3, whose product is annotated as NHL repeat containing 3. NCBI's taxonomy places the organism in Eukaryota, Metazoa, Chordata, Lepidosauria, Squamata, Sphaerodactylidae. The transcript has 7 exons. The record is from RefSeq and is a predicted model, not a curated record. The coding region runs from base 1 to 1032 and encodes 343 amino acids. Gene Ontology annotation, molecular function: protein binding; ubiquitin protein ligase activity; translation repressor activity. Gene Ontology annotation, biological process: negative regulation of translation; protein polyubiquitination; proteasome-mediated ubiquitin-dependent protein catabolic process.
AUGGGGCUGCGCCAAUGUGGCCGCGCUCGGCUGCUCAUGCUGGGAGGGCUGGCCUCCCUUUUGCUGCUGGCAGCCCUGUAUGGUUCAGGGUCCCCGUCGCAGCCUUUGGUGUUGUUCUUCUCUCCCUGGAGGAUCGAGAAGCAGCUCUACAAGCUUGAUCUGAGCUGGCCUAAAUUUCCAGAACUAUUCACGGGUCAAACGUUUUGCGUUGCUGUUGACCACAUCCAUGGAUUAGUUUACGUGGGACAGAGAGGCAAUGAUGUGCCAAAGGUCCUUGUGUUUUCUGAGGAAGGCUAUUUCUUACAAGCAUGGAAUACUACCCUCGAAAUGCCGCACGGAAUCUUUGUACUGAGCACAGAGAACGAUAGUUCAGUGUGGAUCACAGAUGUCGGAACGGGCAAGCAUGGACACACAAUUAAGGAGUACAGUCCUUCGGGCAAACUCCGUCAAGUCAUAGGUACCCCAGGAGUGGCAGGUUCAGGGACAAACCCCAUACAGUUGGAUCAGCCAGCAGAGAUUUUUGUGGAGCACACCGGAGAUAUCUACAUUGUGGAUGGUGAUGGAGGGAUGAAUAAUCGCCUCCUCAAAUUGACACCAGAUUUGAAGACUUUAUGGCUGCGUGGGGAAAACGGUUCUGGCACAGCCCAGUUCAGGAUUCCACACAGCGUGACGGUGGAUUCUUUUGGACGGGUGUGGGUUGCUGAUAGAGGCAAUGAGCGAAUCCAGGCAUUUGACAAAACCACAGGGGAAUGGUUGGGAUCUUGGAGCAACUGUUUCAUAGAAGAUGGCCCUUAUUCUGUCAGGUUAACUCCUGACGAGAAGUAUAUCUUCGUGGCUCAACUAAACAUCAACCGAGUGUUAAUUUUGGCGGCCCCGCCUGUCGGCUCUAUCAGAGACUGUGUGGUGGUGGACACGAUUCAGCUGGCGGCGAGUGUCAGGCCCCACCUCCUGGAUAUCAGCAUGAAAAGCGGAGCCGUCUACGUGGCAGAAAUUGGGGCUCAGCAAGUCCAGAAAUACGUGCCUUUAGACUAA